CUGGGCGCUUGUUUUGUAGGUCCACUCUUGAUCCUGCAGCCUAUUCUAAAAGGGUAGGAGAAGUCUGCUUCCUCUUUUGCACCAGACCUGAGUUGGGUCACUGUGGUAGGUAGUCACGUUUCUGGUCUCUUAGUCGGUGGUACCUCAAUGGUCUUGGAGCUAUCCAAAUAAACCCACGUCUAACCAGAUAUCCUCAAGUUCUCUGCACUUGCAUCAAAGUUUCAGCACUUCAGUGUUGUUCACUCGGCUUCUUCGCCCAACAUCCAAGUUUCCCUAUCGCCGUUCGAGGAACGCUUCCAUGGAUCAGUCAAAGUACCGCAUGGCCGGCGUGCAGGACAAGCUGGAGGUGCUGGGGGUGGAGGAUGAUGCAGGCAAUCCCAUCAGCGCCCUGACCAUCCUGUCGCUGCUGGAGCGUGUGGCAGGCAUCAUCGACAACGUCCAGGCUGGCCAGCAGCGCAUGGAGGAGCAGCAGCUGGACCUGGAGACCAACAUCAAGACCAUCCAGGGUGAUGUCUUGAAGCUAGCCAAAGACCACACCACCACCAGUGGCACCGUGGAGAAGCUGCUCCAGAAGACGCGUAAGGUCAGCUCCAAUGUCAAGGAGGUGCGCACGCGGGUGGAGAAGCAGAACUUGCGUGUCAAGAAGGUGGAGACCACACAGGAGGAGCUGCUGACCAGAAACAAGUUCCGGGUCAUCAUUUAUCAGGGGGAACAUGAGAUCCCUUCGGUGGCCGUGACAAAGACCCCAAAAGGAGCUGUUGGUAUGGAGGGGUUGGUGAUCGAGCCAGACACCUACGAUGUCCCCGGGGACAUCUCCUCAGAUGAGGAAUACAUGACAGUGGACGAGACUGAAGGAGGAUCCAGAACUGCCCGCUUGAAGGCGUCAGGCAUGAAAGGCAUUGAAAGCAUCAAGCAGGCCUUCUCCAAGGAGACCAUGACCAAGACCAAGGACAACUUGGGCACCAAGUUCCACAACAUGGGCGAGAAAAUGGUGCCCCCCGAAAGACGGGAGAAGAUGCACCAGGCCAGCGAGCGCAUCAAGCACUCUGGCGAGAGGCUGAAGGAGAACAUCGCCAAGAAGGCCCCCACCAAGGAGUCCUUCCGCAUCAAGCUGAAGAAGGAGAGGACCGUGGCCGAGGGCCAGGAGGGAGCUGAGGCUGACGGGGAGGUCGAUGAGGCGGUGACCCCAGUCAAGGGAAGAAAAAGCCCGGAAGUCAGUAAAACCCCAGUAGUAACCUACACAGAGGUUGUAACGGAAAGGGAAACCAAGAGGGAGGGUCCCGUGGAGGAGCCGGCCGCCAUCCGGAUAGGGGAGGUAGGGAAAUUCACUGUGGAGGCAGUGGAAGAGGGCAAGGAGGACGAAUAUGACAGGAAGUAGAUCUCCAGCAUGUUGCCGCAACAACGAGAAGUCACCAAAAUAGGAAGUGAAGCCGGGUAGGAAGAGAGCUUGCGGUGUCUUGCAAGAGAGAUGGUCUGUGACGAAUCAACAUCGACGACAGACAAUUUACAUUAUCAAUCCGUUUAAAAGUCAAAGAGAUACUUCUGUUGAAUAUACAGUACCAGCCAAAAGUUUGGACACAACUAUUCAUUCAAGGGUUUGUCUUUAUUUUUACAAUUUUCUACAUUGUAGAAUAAUAGUGAAGACAUCGAAACGAUGAAAUAACAUAUAUGAAUCAUGUGAAAGUGGUUGAUAGAAUGCCCGGAGUGUGCAAAGCUGUCAUCAAGGAAAAGGGUGGCUACUUUGAAGAAUCUCAAAUAUAUAAUAUAUUUUGAUUUGUUUAACACUUUUUUGGUUACUACAUGAUUCAAUAUGUGUUAUUCCAUAGUUUUGAUGUCUUCACUAUUAUUCUACAAUGUAUAAAAUAGUAAAGAUAAAGAAAAACCCUUGAAUGAGUAGGUGUGUCCACACUUUUGACUGGUACUGUGUAUACUGACCAGUCGACAGAGGAGUGGAAAGAGUUCUGUGACUGACCUGAUCAUCUAUAAAGAUUGUGUUUCUGGGGUGUCAAAUGUUGGUAGGUUAGUGACCCACUGUCACGUGUCAUUGAAAUUGGCUGUUAUUAUUUUCAACUUUGGAAUGAUUUUUAACGAUAUGGGUUGUAAAAUGUACGUGGACACAUUCAGACAAGAACACAGAGAAAUGUGUAAAAUGUAACAUUUUCAUGGAAAGACAUAUUGGGAUGAAUUCAGGUCAGGGGUUGUUUGGGGCAACAGUACAUAAGUAUUGGGCACAUUGGUAACUACUGUACAUGAACUGCUAUGUUGCUUUUGGCGUUAAAGUUAAGUACACACAAAAACAAAUUGUUCCCAGAUGUUUGGUUGCUAAUCAAUUUCUUUGACUAGUCAAGAAAAAACGCUCGCAAGUUAGAAAUUAAUUUCCACAAAGUGUUUGGAAGGGAAAAGAGUUUAACUGAAAGGAGAAAAGAGAGAUUGCAAAGUACCUUUGAGGUGAUUCUGAAGGUUGAGGAAGCUUGCGUAUGAUAUUGAUCUUAAAUCCGAAUGUAAAAUGUUGUACAUAGCAUAACCGUAAUCAUGAUAUUGGUCAACACAGAUCUCAGCUGGCCUCUGAAGAGUUUGAAAAAGUCAAGCUAUACAGAUAUAAAACUACUGUAUAUAGAUAUGAAUGACAGAUUGGGUUCUGUGUGUUUCAAAAUCCAACAAGGAUUGACCAUUUGGUUACAAUGGGUUCUAUGGCAAGGUUACAGACAAGAUGCAGUAGGUAACUUUUAAUUUAGCCAUUAACAAGCAGACGCAUCGUAAUAACAGUUGAAGAUUAUGUUGAAUCAAAAUGUAUCCAUAUGGUCGAAAAUCACACUAACUAUUUAGCCUGGAAUAAAAUGAUUUUCUAUUACAAGAGGUCAUGCAAAGCUUGAGAGUUAAAUGUCAUCUUUCAACUGAACUAUGCGCUGUGAAUUUAAUUUGGUCUGAAGAUAACUAGAUCGUAGUGUGUAUGAUUGUGUAGUGUACUAGUGUUAAGAACAUUAAAAUAUAUAUUUGAGGAAAGCAUUAAGUCAUGUAAAUGGCUUUAGGGGUACCUGUAACAUUUAUGGCACUAGAAGGUUUUGAGCACUGAUGUAAUUCUGUGCAACACUAUGAGGACUUUGACAGAAAAGGUAACACGUGUAUAAAGAUUACAAAGCAACCUAAUAUUUCAAAGUCGUUUCAAAGUCAUUUUUUUCUGAAUACAGUUUACAGCAUGUUUAUGCCCUUCUUUUGAUCACCUAGAGGUGCAUUGCUUUCAUUUGUUAUGCUAAUAAUGGCAUCAACUAUCCAAAGGGCAAUGUACAUUCUGCUGUGCUCACAUAUCUGUGGGCUGAGUCUAACUUGUAGACCUACAGUAAUUCAUGUUCAACCACAAAGAAACGUGUAUGUUAAUAUACUAAUGCAUUAGGCCUAAGUAAUGUGGAUUCGACUGAUUUGAGCCCAAAGUAUUGAAGUCAAUGAGUAAUGAGAAGUACAAUAGGUAGUGGUGUGUAGUUUAAUUGUUUCUUACUAGUUCACAGGAACUGAUUGUCAACGAAGUAUGUGUGCUACAUAAUUUACAAAAAUGUAAAUUUUAAUAUCUUUUGCCAGACCCCUUGUCAAAUAUUUCCUAAAAGUGACAAUGUUUUCUUGAGUUCACCAUCCAGGCAUUGUGGCUAUUCUUAGCAAAUUAACCAGCUACAUUGAUUCUGGGAUUGUAUCCUGCAAUAAGGCACAUCCUUUUAUUCAUCUGCUAUUGUCAGAUAAAAAUAGGAUUGAUGAAAGUCGAAUGGGUAUGCUAUAUUGAUGGAAAACAACAAUUGUCAUUGAUAUGCAUUGUGGUAUGUGACACGUGCAAAGCAGCAUCGCAUAUAUUCAUGAUUGUUUUCUUUUUGUAUUAAUAAAGGCCUAAUGCCACCUGUAUUAAUCAAAACAAUA
Oncorhynchus kisutch (coho salmon) is the source of this 3900-nucleotide messenger RNA. RefSeq names its product caveolae associated protein 4a (gene cavin4a). The transcript has 2 exons. Bases 299 to 1378 code for a protein of 359 amino acids. Gene Ontology annotation, biological process: regulation of gene expression. Gene Ontology annotation, cellular component: caveola; cytoplasm. The record is from RefSeq and is a predicted model, not a curated record. NCBI's taxonomy places the organism in Eukaryota, Metazoa, Chordata, Actinopteri, Salmoniformes, Salmonidae.